Ostrinia furnacalis (Asian corn borer) is the source of this 1772-nucleotide messenger RNA. RefSeq lists its product as uncharacterized. The transcript has 3 exons. The record is from RefSeq and is a predicted model, not a curated record. Lineage: Eukaryota; Metazoa; Arthropoda; Insecta; Lepidoptera; Crambidae. Bases 612 to 1403 code for a protein of 263 amino acids.
CACCAAAGAUAUUGUAAAUGAAGGUUGAAUACGGUAUAAAGAGCUAUUGGCUAAUUUUAAACAAACAGUGUAUAUUACUUAGAUAAUGGACGCGCAACAACAAAAGUUGAGGACAACUAGCCUGUCGGAGACAUUCAAAUUAGCGCAAUCGGGGCACGAACGGGGCGAAAGCGGAGAGGUGUGUGGGUGAGUGGGAGGUGCGAGGGAUAGACGAUAGUCACGUUCUUUUUUGGUAUGUGCUAAAGCAAGCACGUUUAUUUUAAAGGUAUGCCCAGUCCAUAGUACGUAUAAUACGUCAAUGGUUUUGCCUCACACAAUCAACAAUUUUAUUCAACCUUGAUUAAAAUUGUCUGUAGACAAAACAUUGUUUCAUUACACAUUUAUGUUUGCACCAACAAUGUUUUUGCUUUUCAUGCCCGAUGGAAAACACGUACACAAAAUCUCUCUCACGUGGGUCAGGGGCAGAAUAUACGUACUGUCACAUCAAUCAUUUCACAUUUGUCAUUUUGACAAUUCGCUAGCUCGGCUUGUACCUACGUGUUUGUGUGUUUUGUUUGGCAGCAAGGUUUUAUUUAUUUCAUAGUCUUUUUGGUGGUGUAGUGCAAGUACAGAUGGAUUGGAAUAAAGAAACGAUCUUAAGCUUCAUUGGCUUUAUAAGAGAGAGACCUGCGAUAUGGAACACUCAAUCGCGGGAUCACAAAAUUAAAAACAAACGACAUGACGCCUUGGCAGAAGUGGCGAUGUUGAUGGGCAUCUCAAUAAAAGAAGUUAAUGUAAAAUGGACUAUUCUUCGAAAUCAAUUCAGCCGGGAAAAGAGAAAGAUGAUGGGCAGCAGCGCAGACUCGGUAUACAAAACAAAAUGGUAUGCAUACAAGGAGAUGGAGGAUUUAAUGUCAUGCAAUACACCAAUAGUUUACAUCAAUAAUAGUGAGAGAACUACAACGCCACCGCCGCCACAGAGAACUCCAACGCCCCCGCGUUUAUUAACUCAAGCACUACCAUCUAAGCCACCGCUACCAAAAAAGAAGAAAAGGGAAACAGAUGGCCAGAGUUCAUUUUAUAAAGAAGCAGUGGAAACAUUGAGAGUUAUUAGGGAAAGAAAAAAUAUCUCACAAAAUCCUGCUGAUGAUCUAACAAGUUUUGGGUUAUAUAUUGCAGCACGUUUACGACAAUAUUCACCACAUUUACAAUGUAAAGCUAGGUAUGAAAUAAAUAGAAUGUUAUAUAGAUUGGACAUACAAAGCCUGGAACCACCUACAGCUCUUGUUACUUCUGCUUCCAGCAUAGAUGAUAGUGAUAGUCCAUUUUCUCCAGAUUUCAAAACAACUUGGCUUUCAACAGCAGAUGAUCAAUAUGAAGAAAUGGAUAAUGAAAACUCCAUAACCCAUACUAGCGACAAUUAAGUAUCAACAGUACCUAUAUUUGCGAAGCCUAUAGGUGUGAGUCUCCUCCAGCUCCGCAAACAAAAAACAAUGAAACAUAGCACGAAAUUACUGAAACAGCAGAGAUAAAGCCGGGUCUCCAGCGCGUGUUUUGCACUACACAAUCAACAAAGACAAAGUUUAUUGGUCCAGGACAAAAACAAUACUUAAUGUUAACAUUCAACCAAAAUGGUCUAGAGCAAAACACGCACUGAAGACUCUGCUUAGUAGUAAAGGUAAAAAGUAAUGAGGUUAUUUUUCAGAUACUGGAAGUACCUACUGAAACAAACCAAGCUGUUAAAUAUUUGUUAACAUUAAAAUGUAACCAAAUAAAAACUUAUAUCAACCUAA